Molecule: messenger RNA, 4239 nt
Organism: Vitis riparia (riverbank grape)
Lineage: Eukaryota; Viridiplantae; Streptophyta; Magnoliopsida; Vitales; Vitaceae
Exons: 2
Coding region: 278-3988 (1236 amino acids)
Source: RefSeq, a predicted model, not a curated record
AAGGAAAACGACACUAUGUUACUAUCCGUAUCUUUUGCUCAGUAUUUUCUACCGAGAAAAUUUCAUUUUCCCGACAUUUCCGACUCCAGAAAUUAUUUUCUUUCCUAACUUCAAACCCUUUUCCGGCUAAUCAUAUCUUCUUCGCAUCGCGAUUUUAGCUAUUCUUAACUCUGACGGGUUGAAUCGUUUCAGUCGCAGUCUCAGAAGAAAUGGAAAGCCAAGCCCUUAAGUUCUGAAGUUGAUGCGAUUUUGAUCAAUUUGGGGGAAAAGAAAAGCAAUGGGAGAAAAACCAAAUGCCCCAAAAACCCUAGCUGAGGACCCAGGUGCAAAAGCCCUAGAAGAAGCUUCUGGGUCAUUUGGUUUCAGUGAGAGUCCAACUGGUUCAGUGUCAGUUUUGGUGGAAAAGAAUGGUGGAAGUGAUGAUGUUGAUGAUAAGGACAAUGGGGUCAGCAAUGUAGUAGUUGCCACUCUUGCUGGUACUGAAAAGUGUUUGGGUGUUGGUCAGACCGAGAAGUGUUGUUUAUUGAACGAAGGGGUGGUGGUGGAAACUGAGGUGCAUGGGGCUUCAGAUUCUGUGGAAUCCCAAAUAGUUUUGCCUCAAAACAAUGAAGUUAGUGUAGAGGGAGAUAAGUCUUUGUCUGAAGUGGGGAGGAUUGGCAAUGGGGAUGAGAAAAGUGGGAUUGAGAAAAUGGUGAUGGACGAAGAAAUGAAAGAUUGCCCCAUGUCACCAUUGGAUGGGGUUGAGUCGCCGAAGAAGAUAGAAGUUUCUGGAGAUGGCAUUUCGCUUGUUGUGGAAGUUUCUGGUCCACCAAGUGGAGUUGUAGGGGAUAAUCUAGAUGAAGCAAAUUGUUCAGGGUUAGAGGUGGAUGCAAAGAAGACAAGAGAAUCUGGGAACAAAGAGGGAGAGGCAAUUGAUAAUCAAGAUUGCAAAUUUUCUAUAGGAGAUUUGGUAUGGGUCAAAACCAAAAGUGAGAGUUGGUGGCCUGGUCAGAUUUGUGAUCCUAUGGAUGUGUCAAAGUAUGUGGCAAAGUGCAGCUCGGGCCACAGCUUCUUGGUUGGGUACUUUGGGAAUGGAAAGUUUGAUUGGUGCAGUCCAUCUCAGUUAAAACCUCUUCAUGAAGACUUUGAACAGAUGUCAGGGCAAACCAACUCUAGAAGUUUCCUUGGAGCUGUUGAAAAGGCUGUCAAUGAGAUUGGUAGGCAUGUGAAGUUGGAGAUGACUUGUUCUUGCAUUUUGAAAAAGAGUAGGACUGAACUUCCUAGUCUGUUGGCUGGUAAUUCUGGAGUGAAGGAAGAACUGUCUGUGCCAGAGCACAAAAUGUGUGAUUUAGUUGCUCCCUUUGAACCUGCAAAGUUUCUUGCACAUCUGAAAAAUCUUGCCCAAGUUGUUUCUAUGUCUAGCAUGCUUGAAUUUGCUGUUUUGAAGAGUCGUUUAUCUGCAUUUUACUGUUCAAUAGGCCAUUGUCAAUUGUCUAUGCGUCAGCUCCGGGGAACGAAUGAUGUAGAAGACAGUACUGGGGAUGAGUUGACAGCCAGAAGCAAUGUUGAUGACCAAAUUAGAGAACAAAAUCAAGAUGGGUUUGGCAAAACUCCCUCAACAUCACUGCAGAAGGAAUCAGAGAAUUUGCAGGAUAAAGUUUCUCAUACAAAGAAAACUGUUGGCCCUGCUAAGAUUUCACGACAGGAUAUGCAUGUUGUACAGGAGAACCACAGAAAGGAUGUUGCUGAAGAAGAAAUUAUAUCCAACAAUCCGCCAUCAAAAACCAGGAAGAGAAAAAAGAGGGGAGGUUUUCAAGUUAGGAAGGAAUGUAAUGAAGCUGAAGACGUUGGUAAAUUGGCUUCUUCCUCUGAGGAGGCUGGCCUCUCAAGGUCUCCAACAACACUGGAGAACAAAGCAUCAAAUGUCAGAGAUGGUGAUAGUGGGACCGGAACAAAAUCUGAAAAGGGUGUUGAAUCCAGGGAAAGAAAGAAGAGCAAGUACUUAUCUCCUCCCUACAUAAACUUAAACUGGGGGCGUAAAGGCCCUGUUUUGGAAGAUUCUGAAACAGAAGACCCCAAGGUUCCCAAAGUUUCUUGUGCUGGGGUGGGCAUGAAUGAGGCUUCAGAACAGCUUGGUGCACCCCCUCCAAUUGUAAAAUGUAGUGGCAAGGCACAGAAAAAAAGGUCCAGAAAAUCUGUUAGUGAGGGAAACACUUCUGGUGAUGUAGAUUCAAUAAAUGCAUCUUCUGCUGUAAUGCUCUCAGAGCUUCGUUUUGCGGCUCUAGAUUGUCUUUAUCCAAGCGAAAGAAAGAAUUUUGUUUCAAUUGAGAGAUUCUUUCAUAGGUUCAGAUGUUCAAUGUAUAGUGAGGCAUCCCAAUGUAAGAUGUAUGAAAAUAAUAUAAGUGGUGAGAAAGAGGCUUUAGCAGCAGAACCCAGCUCUUUGGAGAAAGGGCCACUGGAAAUUAAGCUUCCUAUAAAACCUGAGCCAAAGAAGAGAAAGAAAAAGGAAAAAGUGACGCUAAAGCAUUUGGCUGAACUGACUGCUGGCAUACCAGAUGCCAGUGGACACCAUGUGAAAUCCAGCUUACUUGGAAAAGAUUCUGCAGGAGAUGAGUUGCGAGGUGUGAAUGGGCAUGCCCAUAAUAUGCAGGAGAUGAGUUGCCAAUCAUCCAAAGGGAAACCUGGGCGGAAGAUGAUGAAGAAAAAGGAAGGAACAAAUUCAAAGAGAUCAAAGACCAAGCCUACUCCUGGCCUAUUAGAUGUGAAUGUUGGCAUUGUUACAAGCAGUUCACUGAUAAAUGAUUCUGGGGAGGUGAAGCCUCUUGCACCAAAUGGAAAACCUGAGCCAAAUAAGAGAAAGAAGGAAGGUGCAACCUCAGAGCGUCUGCAUAUGAAAUUCACUGCUGGAAUACCAGAUUUGAAUAGGAAUAGUCCAGUACCCAGCCCAUCGGUGGAAGAUUUGCAAGUUAUGAGCACUGUUGCACUAGAUGUAAAUGGAAAUAAUGCUAAACCCAGCCCAUCAAUGAAAGAUCUGCCGGGAAUGGGUCUGCAUUCACUUGGAGUUAUUCCUGAGCUGAAUGGUAGGGAGGGGAAGGAAGGAGCAUCUUCAAAUGGUGAAUUUACUGUUAGCCUACCAGAGGUUAAUGGAAACAUUGCUAAAUUCAGUUUGAUGGUAGAAGAUUCGCAGGUGACAAGCCUGCUUGCACCUGGAGGUAAACUGAAGCCUAGGAAAAGAAAGAGGAAGGAAAAGGCAAUGAUGGAGUGCCCAGAAAUCAAUUGCGCUGCUAGCAUACCAGACUUGAAUGGAAAUAGUGCUGAACCCAGCUCAACAGAAAAACAUUUGCUGGAGAUUAAUUGCCUUUCAUCUAAAGUUAAACCUGAGCGGAAGAAAAGGAGGAGAAAAGGAGAAGUUGGAAACAAAAUUGUUGGUGGGAUGCUGGAUAUAAAUAUGAAUUAUAAUAAAGUGGCGAAUACUGCAGAAGCUCUUGGUACCACUCUUACCUUGACAUUUGCCCAGGGAUCCCCCAUGCCUUCAAAGGAAGCUCUGGUUGAAGCAUUUUUCAAGUUUGGACCACUGAAGGAGUCAGAAACAGAGGUGUUGAAAGAUUCUCCGGGUGCCCAGGUUGUCUUCAUAAGAUAUUCUGAUGCCAGAGAGGCCUUUCAGAGUUUAGAAAAAUGCAGCCCUUUUGGACCCGCCCUUGUCAAUUACCAACUCAAUCAUUCCUCAGCUGCUUCUAUGGCUUUGGAGCAAGAUAGGAAUCAGCAGGUGGCUCUAGCUUCUCAGCCUGUGGAGUCAUUGAAGACCUCAGCAAGAUCUUCUGGUUCAAAGCCUCCAAUUGGAGAGGCACGUCCCCUUUUCUUUAUUAGGCAGAAUCUUGAGAUGAUGACCUCAAUGUUGGAGAAGUCAGGGGACAAUCUUUCUCCAGAGAUGAGAGCCAAAUUGGAGGGUGAGAUUAAAGGGCUCCUUAAGAAAGUAAGCACAAUGGUUGGCUCCUCUUCCUCUUCUUAGUUCCAACUGCACUAUAUUGGAUGUUCUGUCGAGGUUGUUUAUAAGUGCAUUGCAGAUGACUCUAUUGUAGACUGGGUUUGUUUCUCCAUGUGUGACCUGUUUGUUUCUACUCACUCCAGAUGUUUAAAUUUUUAAACUCAACCUCCAUGGUUAAUUGCAUUGAGUGGGACAAGAUGCAGUGGUCUAUAAUUUAGAUGGCUACAUUUAUUUCUUUUAUUGCCUGUGAGAAGAACUUAGAUGAAAAAUUUGCA